UAUAGAGGAGCCAUCUAGGCUCUCCUCCGGGGUUUCCUCCAUCUCGAAGGUUGUUGACACAGGCAGGGCUUAUGAAUUGAUAGAUUACAGGCCCAUCUGGGUUUUGACCAUGAAUUCAUAGAAAUGGCCGCUCCCUCUAGCGGUUCCCAGAUAUUCCGUUGUCGAAGUUUGUCGGGAUCGCUCAUCAAGAAGGGGAGGCGUCUCGAAUGUGGGGAAGGGCGUGCAGGGGGAAAUCCUGAAUUGGAGGGCCUUCGAUUCGUUUUAGAGAUUUGGCAGAAGUCGCGCCGGAAUUGGGAGGGGGUGCAGGCCAAAUUCUGUUCGUAUGCAGACACAUCAUGCAAAUUCACCAGGACGUGGAGUCGCUGUCAUGGCGUCGAGAGAGGUGUUGCGGAUUUGUAGGCGUUGCUGGGCUGGGCACGUAUCCAGAGGCUAUCCUAGGCGAUCACGGUCACGGCCACGGUCUCGGUCUCGGUCGCGGUCCCCACGCGGCCGGGUUGUCAAUUUUGGUGGCGUUCUCGGGGAUUCGCGCCAGAGAUCAGAUCAAAUCGGAUCAAAUCAGCUCACUUGCGGGCCACUUCACUUCACCGGGCCACUCUUCCUUUUUUCUUCUUCCAGAACUCCUUCCACGUCUCUUCCACUGGGAGAAAACAAUCGAAACGAGCCUCUGCGACUGCAUCUUCAUCCAAUUCGGCAUCAUCAUUGCGGAUUGGUUCAUUACUGCUUGAAUCUUCACCUCUUCCGAAAUGAAUACUGUCAAAUCGUUCUGGUAUGAACAUCAAUGGCCGGCAGACGGGGAAAAGUCUUGAUAUUGACAAGAUUACAGGGUAGGAUGGGGCUCGCUAUGUGUUGCUGAGCAGAGACGAAGACGAAUCCAGGAAUCGCUCGA
This is a messenger RNA of Hyaloscypha bicolor E, 886 nucleotides long. RefSeq lists its product as uncharacterized. Bases 323 to 772 code for a protein of 149 amino acids. NCBI's taxonomy places the organism in Eukaryota, Fungi, Ascomycota, Leotiomycetes, Helotiales, Hyaloscyphaceae. The record is from RefSeq and is a predicted model, not a curated record. The transcript is spliced from 3 exons.